Manduca sexta (tobacco hornworm) is the source of this 1998-nucleotide messenger RNA. RefSeq names its product 15-hydroxyprostaglandin dehydrogenase [NAD(+)]. Gene Ontology annotation, cellular component: cytoplasm. NCBI's taxonomy places the organism in Eukaryota, Metazoa, Arthropoda, Insecta, Lepidoptera, Sphingidae. The record is from RefSeq and is a predicted model, not a curated record. The transcript is spliced from 6 exons. The coding region runs from base 336 to 1094 and encodes 252 amino acids. Gene Ontology annotation, molecular function: oxidoreductase activity, acting on the CH-OH group of donors, NAD or NADP as acceptor.
AAUUUAACACUUGAGCCGUUCUACUCAGGUACGUUGUACAUCGUACAUUCGCAUAUCCAGCGAAGAGAACUAACUGUCCUUCGCUGCUCGGAGACUCGGAAUGCGCAACGAAACACAACAAACUGAAUCAACGUGAGACUAGAGUGUAGUGCAAUCGUGCGUACAUUUACUACAAGGGAGCAUUUGGGGAGGAAAUGUUCUCCCGUUUACCCCACGCCCCGCCCACCGCGUUUUGCCCGUCUCGAUCGAAUCGCAAGCAAACCGGGGGCGGUAGUGAAGCCAGCCAGUUCGUAUUUGGGGCGCGGUGUUUCCUUUUAAAUUGAAAAUAAUUUAUUAUGGAGUUAAAGGGAAAAGUUGCAUUGAUCACCGGUGCCGCGGCCGGCAUCGGCUUGGCUUACAGCGAGGAAUUACUUAAACAAGGUGCCAAGGUUUCACUUUGCGAUAUCGAUUCAGACCUCGGCGAGCAAAUAGCCGACGAGUUGGGCGCGAAGUACGGCAGAAAGAAUGUUUUGUUCUGUCGGCUUGAUGUCACAGACUAUCCGCAGUUUGAAGAGGCAUUUGUAAUGACGAUAGAGGAAUUCAACCGCGUUGACAUAGUCAUUAACAAUGCUGGCUUUAUGAAUGACAGACUGUGGGAACUCGAAGUGGAUGUUAAUUUGAAUGGCGUGAUCCGAGGCACCCUUCUUGCGUACCGAUUCAUGAGCAAGGACCGUGGCGGGCAGGGCGGCACCAUCAUCAACACCGCGUCCACUGCGUUUGUGCGGCCCCAGGUGUCAACCCCUAUUUACACCGCCACUAACUACGCCAUCGUGGGACUCACCAGGGCUUACGGGGAUCAAUAUCACGUAAAUCUGACAGGCGUGCGGAGUAUGGUGGUGUGCCCCGGGCUCACAGACACGAGCCUCGUGAAGGAAAUCCGGAAGCAACUCAUGUCCUCGGAGUAUGAAGCAGCCUGGCAGAGAGACAAUGCUAACUGCAAGAUGCAGAGUGCUGAACACGUGGGAAGGUCUUUAGUGGACAUACUCGCUAAAGGCCAGAGCGGCUCGGUAUGGAUCGUAGAGAACGGGCAGCCAGCCCGCGAAUGGCGCGGCUAAGUACGUCCCAUCGAUGCAGUAUAACGUUCUUUAUAAACACUCUCUCGGAAUAUCUAAAGGUAAAUAAUUCACGCGUGAAAACUGUAUUGGAAAUACAUUUUAUGUGAUGUUAUAGACGGGUCACUUUUCCUUUUGAGUGAUGUACCGAACGUGAAUUGUUGCGCCUUUUUUUGAUAUUUGUAAUACGACUAAUGUCGGAGAGUUAUCGCUCAUUUGUUUGUAUGUAUCAUUGUACACUUAAUUUAAAAUCUUUGAAUGUAUGACAACCUAAUGGAGAUUUAUACAUAAGUAUUUGUAACAAAUAUUCUCGGUUUAUACUUUAUAGGAUUGAAUUUGUGGUACCUCCAAGUAUGUGUAAGAUUUUUAAAUAUCAAUAUCACAAGCUUAAUGUAAUAAGUACUGCGUUAUAUUAGUUAUAUGGAUGUGUAAGGUUCAAAUGGAUUGUAAUGUAUGAGUAUAGAAUGCUUUGAUCUACUGUGUACUAUCGUAUUAAAUAUAACCGAAGGAUGGGUGUGGUUGUGUAAAUAUUCCGUUUUUAGUAGGAAUAGAACCUUCCGGUUUAGAACAAACAUUUUAUAUUUUUUAAGAAAAAAGAAAAGUUUAAAAAAACAAUGCUAUAAGUAAAGUAGCGAGUAAUGGUCGAAUAUCGUAUACUUUUAAAUUUUGAAUGUAAGCAACAAGUUGUUCUACGACACAUAAAAUUUGUAAUCACUUUUGGAUGAUAAGUUAUGACUUAGCUACGUAAACACUACUUGUAACUGAACUUGUUAGAAUCAUAAGUUAAUUCAAUUUGAUAUAUUUGGUUUAUAAACGUUUUACGUUUCAACUUUGUUAUAUUUGAAAGCUAUUGCAAAAUAUGUACGAGCUUAUGAAUUAUUUGCAAUAAAAUUACCUAUAACCAGAA